CGCCAUAUUGAAAGAUUGUAGCUCUUGAAAAGCGGCCGACCGAGGUGUAAAAUCCGUGUUGUUCGCGAAAAGUGUGCAAAUUGUGCCGGUAAACUAGUAUCGGUCGCGGUCGAAACCAGUGUGAAAAGUGAGCGCAAGUUCCGGUGCACCGAGUGGACCCGAAAUUAGGCCGGAAACCAUGGCUUCGGACGAGGAAAUUGACGAAUCUAUUGCCGAGGAGGAAGCCGGCGUGGAUGAGACGGGUGACACCUCUCUGGCUGCGGAGGAAAACUCCGAAGACGAAACGCUCAAAAGUCUAGCCCAGGCCCAGGACGAUGACGACGACUAUGAGCCGGAGGACAACCGCAGUAAAAAGAGCAAGAAGGGCAAAAAGCGGAAGGCCCGCAGUGAGGAGAAGAGAGGCCGCAAGAAGAAGAAGCGAAAGAAGAACGACAGUGGCGACGAAAGCGACGUCCGGCAGAGCGACGAUGGAGGAGCUGCGGCAGACUCCGACUACGAAAGACCGAAACGUAGUUCGCGCGACAAGAAGAAGGGCAAGGAAGAGAAAAAGGAGGAGAAAAAGGGUGGUGCCGAUUACAACAUGCCGUCGAUUGAGGAAGUUUGCAGUACGUUCGAUCUGAUCGAUGUCAAAAUCGAGUACACCGACGAAGACUACGAUAACUUGGUCACGUACAAGAACUUCCACCAACACGUUCGGCCCAUCCUACAGAAGGAGAACCCCAAGGUUCCAAUGUCCAAGCUCAUGAUGUUGGUGGCGGCCAAGUGGAGGGAGUUCACCGAAGAGAAUCCCAAUCUACAGAACGAAGAAGCCGAAGAACGGGAGGAAGAAGAGCCACCGCCAUCGCCAGAGUACGUUCCCAAAUCGAGUCGUUCCAGAACAAAAACCGAGAAGCGAGACGAUGAUAUGAUCUAUGACGACGACGAUGACGAUGAGGAGGAACUGGAACGUGAACGGAGUAAGAAGAAGAGCAAAAGUAGAUCUUCGAGCGCCAAGAAGGGCAAGAAACCGAAGGUACCGACACUGAAGAUCAAGUUCGGCCGCAAGAAGAACGCUAGCUCCGACGAGGAUCAGGAUGGCAGCAAUGGAUCCGAACGGGACUCGGACGCCGAAUUCGAGAAGAUGUUGCAACAGUCGGAGGAUAAAGCCGACAAAGAAAAGGAAAAGGCCGAUGCGGAAGCUGCUGCGGCUGCAGAAAACGGUGAACCGCCGAUCCGCAAGAAGGCAAAGACCAAGAUCGGCAACAAAUCAAAGAAGAAGGGCCGUUCCAAGAAGAGUCGCCCUGAAGGUGAAGACGGAGAGUUCGAGCAUCAGGAUUAUUGCGAGGUCUGUCAGCAGGGAGGAGAAAUCAUCCUGUGCGACACAUGCCCCAAGGCGUACCAUUUGGUGUGUUUGGAUCCCGAGCUGGAAGACACUCCGGAAGGCAAAUGGUCUUGCCCGACUUGCGAGGCCGAAGGUCCUGCCGACGAAGAUGACGACGAGCAUCAGGAGUUCUGUCGAGUCUGCAAGGAUGGCGGUGAGAUGCUUUGCUGUGACAGUUGUCCAUCGGCUUAUCACACGUGGUGUUUGACGCCACCUCUCGACGACAUUCCCGACGGUGAUUGGCGUUGUCCUCGGUGUAGUUGUCCGCCCAUUCCAUACAAGGUGGCCAAGAUCCUUACCUGGCGAUGGACCGAUAAACCAAUCGAUCCGAACGAACCGUCAACGUCAAAGGCAACUCCCACUCGUCGCAGGGAGUAUUUUGUCAAAUUCGCAGACAUGUCCUUCUGGCACUGUGAUUGGAUUACGGAACUGCAGUUGGAUGUGUACCACCCGUUGAUGUAUCGCUUCUACAUUCGUAAAUACGACAUGGAAGAGCCUCCCAAGCUCGAGGAAAUGUUGGACGAAGAGGAUGGUCGCUACAAGCGUCUUCUGAAGAUUCGCGAAGGUGACCAAGACGAAUCGGAGCUGGAGGAGAAGUACUACAAGUACGGUGUCAAGCCGGAAUGGCUGAUGGUUCACCGGGUCAUCAAUCACCGAACGAUGCGAGAUGGUCGAACUUUGUACUUUGUCAAAUGGCGUGAUCUGCCGUACGAUCAGUGCACCUGGGAGGAGGACGAUGAUGAAAUUCCUGGGCUGAAGAAUGCGGUCGAGUACUAUCUGGAUCUGCGAGCAAACUGCAACAACGAAAUGGGCAACAGCAGCAGUAGCAAGAAGAACAAAAAGAAGGGUCGCAAAUCCAGAGCCAAGGAGCUCGAGGAUGACGAUCGAAUUUCCAAACGAUACACGCCUCCGCCAGACAAGCCAACCACAGAUCUGAAGCGUAAGUUCGAAGUGCAGCCUUCCUAUCUGGAUGACACCGGAAUGAGACUGCAUCCUUAUCAGCUGGAAGGUAUCAACUGGUUACGUUACUCAUGGGCCAAUGAUACCGACACCAUUCUGGCCGAUGAAAUGGGUCUCGGAAAAACCAUCCAAACUGCAACUUUCCUGUAUUCGUUGUACAAGGAAGGACACUGUCGCGGACCUUUCCUGGUGGCGGUACCCCUCUCCACGAUCAUCAAUUGGGAGCGUGAGUUCGAAACGUGGGCUCCGGAUCUAUACUGUAUCACGUACGUCGGUGACAAGGAUUCCCGUGCAAUCAUCCGUGAGCAUGAACUGUCCUUCGAGGAGGGUGCCGUUCGCGGUGGGCGAGCCUCCAAGAUCCGUGCCAGCACGCUCAAAUUCAACGUCCUGCUGACGAGCUACGAAAUGGUAUCGUUUGACGCCGCUUGUCUCGGAUCGAUCGAAUGGGCCGCCCUCGUGGUGGACGAAGCUCAUCGUCUGAAAUCCAACCAGAGCAAGUUCUUCAAAACGUUGUCCAACUACAGCAUCAACUACAAGCUGCUGUUGACUGGUACGCCGCUGCAGAACAACCUGGAGGAGUUGUUCCACUUGCUGAACUUCUUGAACAAGAACAAGUUCAACGAUUUGACGACGUUCCAGGCCGAGUUUGCCGACAUCAACAAGGAGGACCAGGUCAAAAAACUGCACGAGAUGUUGGGACCGCACAUGCUGCGUCGUCUCAAGGCCGAUGUGCUGAAAAACAUGCCCACCAAGUCCGAAUUCAUUGUCCGUGUCGAGCUGUCUCAAAUGCAAAAGAAGUACUACAAGUACAUCCUGACCCGUAACUUCGAGGCUCUGAAUCCGAGGGGAGGUGGUGGCGCCUGUUCCCUAAUCAACAUCAUGAUGGACCUGAAGAAGUGCUGUAACCAUCCGUAUCUGUUCCAAGCGGCUGUCGAGGAGGCACCGUUGGGUCCCGGCGGAAGCUACGAAAUCCAAUCGCUGACCAAAGCGGCCGGUAAGCUGGUCUUGCUGGAAAAGAUGCUCAAGCAAUUGAAGGAGCAAGGACAUCGUGUGUUGAUCUUCUCGCAGAUGACAAAGAUGUUGGACAUUUUGGAGGACUUCCUGGAAGGUUUCGGCUACAAGUACGAGCGUAUCGAUGGUGGUAUCACCGGAACGCUUAGGCAGGAAGCCAUCGAUAGAUUCAAUGCUCCUGGAGCGCAACAGUUCUGUUUCCUUCUCUCUACCAAGGCCGGAGGUUUGGGUAUUAAUUUGGCUACCGCUGAUACCGUCAUCAUCUACGAUUCGGAUUGGAAUCCUCACAACGAUAUCCAGGCCUUCUCUCGUGCCCAUCGUAUCGGUCAGGCCAAUAAGGUCAUGAUCUAUCGGUUCGUAACGAGGAAUUCCGUGGAAGAGCGAGUCACACAGGUGGCUAAGCGAAAAAUGAUGUUGACCCAUUUGGUGGUGCGACCUGGAAUGGGAGGUAAGGGAGCCAAUUUCACCAAACAGGAAUUGGACGACAUUCUGCGAUUCGGUACGGAAGAGCUGUUCAAAGAGGACGGAAAAGACGAAGAAGCUAUCCAUUACGAUGACAAAGCCGUUGCCGAGUUGCUGGAUCGUUCCAACAAGGGUGUGGAAGAAAAGGAAAACUGGGCCAACGAGUAUCUGUCAUCGUUCAAGGUGGCCUCCUAUUCGACAAAGGAAGACGUCGAAGAGGAAGUCGACACCGAAAUCAUCAAGCAAGAUGCGGAAAAUUCGGAUCCUGCUUAUUGGGUGAAACUGUUGCGACACCAUUACGAACAACAUCAAGAAGAUCUAUCGCGAACCCUUGGCAAGGGAAAACGUGUUCGCAAGCAGGUCAACUACACGGAUGGUGGAGUGGUCCAAGCCGAUCCGGUCAAGGAGGAUUCCACUUGGCAAGAAAAUGUCUCCGACUACAACUCGGAUUACUCUGGCAACUCAGAUGAUCAGGGCGAUGAGGAUGACGAGGAUGGAGAUCUGAAUCGUCGCAGCAAGAGGAGAAUUGAGAGAAAUCAAUCCGAAAGGGAUAAUCGUCCGCUUCCGCCGCUGCUGGCUCGAGUUGGUGGUAACAUUGAAGUCCUCGGCUUCAACGCUCGCCAGAGAAAGAGUUUCUUGAAUGCGAUUAUGCGUUACGGAAUGCCUCCUCAGGACGCCUUCAACUCUCAGUGGUUGGUCCGUGAUUUGCGUGGCAAAUCAGAACGUAAUUUCAAAGCAUACGUAUCACUGUUCAUGCGGCAUCUCUGCGAACCGGGAGCAGACAAUGCGGAAACCUUUGCUGACGGCGUACCCCGGGAAGGUUUAAGCCGACAGCAUGUUCUAACCCGAAUCGGCGUCAUGUCUUUGAUCCGCAAGAAGGUUCAAGAGUUUGAACACAUCAAUGGAUACUACAGCAUGCCAGAGUUGAUCAAGAGGCCGUGCGAACCAAUUAAGUCCUCGCCAGGAGAUGCUAGCGAAACCCCGAAAUCAGCUACGACCAGUACGAGUGCCACUCCGGCGACCAGCGCGGCUCCCAGUCCUGCUCCGACCGCUGUAGAUAAGGAGGAUGAUACCAGCACUUCCGCCGAAGAUAAGAUCAAAAAGGACACGCCCGAAGAAAAGAAGGAGGACGAAAAGAAAGAAGGAUCGGAAGAGAAACCAGAAGAGGACAAAAAAGAAGAGAAGACUGAAGAAAAGUCCGAAUCUGGAGAGGCAAAACCUGAGGAGGAGGUGAAAAAGGACGGCGAAGCUUCGGAGGAAAAGAAAACCGAAGAUGCCGAAGUGAAAUCGGAAGAUUCGAAAGAGUCAGUCAAGACCGAAAAACCGAAGGAAGAAGAUAGUAAGAGCUCAACUCCCGCCCCGACGGAGGCCAAGAAGGAAGAAGAUGACGACGAUGACGUGAAGAUAACGUCGGACAAGAAGGAAGAGGACAAACCGAUUCCAAUUGAUGACGAUGACGACGAUGUGGUCAUUGUUAAGGACGACGAUGAAGACGUCAAGAAGCCUGCCGCCAAGCCAGAACCAAUUGAAGUCCAUAAACGACAGUUUAUGUUCAACAUCGCCGAUGGAGGAUUUACGGAACUGCACACUCUUUGGAUCAACGAAGAGAAAGCGGCAGUUCCCGGACGGGAAUAUGAAAUCUGGCAUCGUCGUCACGAUUACUGGCUGCUGGCCGGUAUCGUCACCCAUGGUUACGGUCGCUGGCAAGACAUCCAGAACGAUAUCCGGUUCGCGAUCAUCAACGAACCUUUCAAAAUGGACGUUGGUAAGGGUAACUUCCUGGAAAUCAAGAACAAAUUCUUGGCCCGACGCUUUAAGCUGCUGGAGCAGUCCCUCGUCAUCGAGGAACAGCUUCGACGGGCCGCGGUGCUGAAUCUGUCCCAGGAUGCCAGCCACCCGGCUAUGGCCCUGAACGCACGCUUCGCCGAAGUCGAAUGCCUUGCUGAGUCGCAUCAGCAUUUGAGCAAGGAAUCUCUGGCCGGCAACAAACCGGCCAAUGCCGUCCUGCACAAGGUUCUGAACCAACUGGAGGAACUCCUGUCCGACAUGAAGAGCGAUGUUUCGCGCCUACCGGCCACUCUGGCCCGCAUUCCACCCGUUGCUCAACGGCUACAGAUGUCCGAACGGUCGAUUCUGUCCCGCCUGGCGGCCACCGGAAACACCGUACAGCCAAAUCCACCUCUGGCACAGUUCCCAGCCGGUUUCCAAGGAACCACUUUGCCGGGCUUUGCGGCGGCAGCCGCUGCCGCGGCGAACUUUGCCAACUUCCGGCCGACGUUCUCGGUGCCGGGACAACCAACGCCGAGCUACCCCAGCGGUUCCGGAUCGUCCAAGUAAUUGGAUAAAAACACGUCUAUUCUUGACUUACGAUUUUAGUUGUAUAAUUACUAUGAUUAUGUAUGUGUAUUACGCUAUUGUAGGUUUAAAUUUUCCUUCGUCUCCCUUCUCCUAUUUUCCUAAUUCGUGUUCCUCUUUCGUGCUCUAUCCGUAAACAUUAGAAUCAAAAAGUGAAAUUUUUCUGUAAAGGAUUUUAUUUAUACCUGAACAAACACAAACAGCAGAAAGCCUACUCAAAGCUGAAGAAAAGAGCAAAAAGUAAUAAACAAUUAUGGAAGCAAACCAUGUUUCGCCGUAAGAUACCUAAUUUUGAGUGAUAGCACUUUUAGAAUUAUCGGAUAAAACGUACAUUUGAAAAAUUGAACGGUUCCAAUUUGAAACUCAUUUGAAGAGCAAAUGAAUAAACACAUCUCUAGAUGGUAUGAUGUAAUA
Messenger RNA from Aedes aegypti (yellow fever mosquito), 6562 nucleotides. RefSeq names its product chromodomain-helicase-DNA-binding protein Mi-2 homolog (gene Mi-2). The transcript has 5 exons. Gene Ontology annotation, cellular component: chromatin; nucleus. Lineage: Eukaryota; Metazoa; Arthropoda; Insecta; Diptera; Culicidae. Gene Ontology annotation, molecular function: ATP-dependent chromatin remodeler activity; ATP hydrolysis activity; histone binding. The coding region runs from base 179 to 6130 and encodes 1983 amino acids. Gene Ontology annotation, biological process: negative regulation of transcription by RNA polymerase II; chromatin remodeling. The record is from RefSeq and is a predicted model, not a curated record.